Ricinus communis (castor bean) is the source of this 2126-nucleotide messenger RNA. Its product is annotated as AFG1-like ATPase. NCBI's taxonomy places the organism in Eukaryota, Viridiplantae, Streptophyta, Magnoliopsida, Malpighiales, Euphorbiaceae. The transcript has 15 exons. Gene Ontology annotation, cellular component: cytoplasm; chloroplast; mitochondrion. The record is from RefSeq and is a predicted model, not a curated record. The coding region runs from base 330 to 1847 and encodes 505 amino acids. Gene Ontology annotation, molecular function: ATP hydrolysis activity; ATP binding.
CAUCUUACGUGGGAGGAAGGAACAUCAAACCUCAAAAUAAAUUGGAGCUUCAGACCAGAAUCUCUUCCUUUUCUCUCCGCCCCAUAACAACUUCCAUCUCCUCAAAAGAACAACACCAGCAGCAACCUCGCUUCAAUAAAAAUAAUAAUAUUUUCUUUUUCUUUUUCUAAAAAGUUAAUUAAUUUUACUACAAUUCUCAUAAUCAUCAUCGUCCUCUGUAAAACAAAGAGAAGAGAAGAGACGGUUUUUCUUUCACAAACCUCUCUCAACUCCUCAGGACUCUGUUAUUGUUCAUAGCCUGAGAAAGUGGUAAGCUUUUGACUUUAAGAAUGAGAAGAAGUGUUCGAUGCGCACGCCAACUUCUAUCAGCUUUUCAAGACCAAGAUUACAGUUACUCUUUUAGUUUGGUGGUGAAAAGACGAGAAAACCAUUCUAUACAUACCAACUAUAGCACUCGUGUUUCAAGAUUUACAUAUUGUGCUGAUACUGAUAGAUUUCUUUACCCCAAACUUGUCAUUUCAAGAACUCUAUCUACAGACGCCGCUAAGCUUUCUAAUGGAGAUGCAAGCAGAGGAGGGCCGCUUGUAGAGUAUGAAAGAAGAAUUGCUGCUGGUGAACUUGUAGAUGGUGAUAGCUGCCAGGUAGGCACCUUAAGAGAGCUUCAAAGACUUUAUGAUGAGAUUGUUGAGUCAGCUGAUGCUUGCAAGUUGGAUCGGUAUUCUGCUUCUGACAAGUCUGGAAGGAGUAGAUGGUUGUGGUCACGUUUCAUGCCACAGUCUUCAUUUGCACCAGUUAAAGGAUUAUAUCUUUAUGGCGGAGUGGGUACUGGGAAGACUAUGUUGAUGGAUUUAUUCUUUGAUCAAUUGCCCUACAAUUGGAGGAAAAAAAGGAUCCAUUUUCAUGACUUUAUGUUGAAUGUACAUAGCCGCUUGCAAAAGCAUAAGGGUGUGGCAGAUCCACUUGAAGUUGUUGCUGGAGAAAUAUCUGAUGAGUCAAUAUUAUUAUGUCUAGAUGAAUUUAUGGUGACUGAUGUUGCUGAUGCAUUGAUACUGAACCGUCUAUUUAGACAUCUUUUCAGCAAUGGUGUUAUUCUUGUUGCCACCUCAAAUCGGGCUCCAGAUAAUUUGUAUGAAGGUGGAUUGCAGAGGGAUCUUUUUCUGCCCUUUAUUGCAACGCUGAAGGAGAGAUGUGUGGUUCAUGAAAUUGGUUCAUCAGUAGACUAUCGAAAAAUGACUUCAGCUCAACAAGGUUUCUACUUUAUUGGUGAGAAUUUGUCAGACCUUCUUAAGGAAAAGUUUCAAGAAUUAAUUGUGGAGCAAACAGCUGGCCCCCAAGAGGUGGAAGUAGUAAUGGGAAGGACAUUACAGGUUCCACUGGGUGCUAAUGGAUGUGCAUAUUUUGACUUCGAGGAACUUUGUGACAAACCUCUUGGAGCCGCAGACUAUUUUGGAUUGUUCAAGAACUUUCAUACCCUCGCAUUGGAAGGUAUCCCGAUCUUUGGACAGCACAAUAGGACAGCAGCAUAUCGCUUUGUGACUUUAGUUGAUGUGAUGUAUGAAAACCGGGCCAGACUACUGUGCACAGCUGAAGGGAGUCCCCUAGAACUUUUCGCAAAGGUAAUUACAGUUUCUGAUGCCCAGCAAAGGGCACCUAGAACGGCCACAAGAUCAAGGAGAAAUGAUGAAGCUGAUCUAUGUGUAGACAACGAACUGGGAUUUGCAAAGGACCGCACCGUGAGCAGAUUAACAGAAAUGAACAGCAGAGAAUACUUAGAGCAGCAUGCCACCGCGCUAGCCGAGAAGCAGCAUUUAGGGGAAGCUGUCAAUGCCAGUGCUGCACAAGUAUGAGACGGCAGGGAUCCGAUAUUAUUAUCUAAAUGAAAUAAACCACUGCUGGUGGUAAAUUCAAAUAGGUUAUACUCUUUGAAGUUCUCUAACAUGAUGGCUGUCUUUUUGGGUUACAAGUUUAGUCAGUCGUUAGUUGAAUAAAAUGUAAUUUAUUGUCUGUAAAAUAUAUUUCUAGAGGGUUGAUUGUAACAAAAAUGAUAUUGCCAUCAGGGGUGUGCUCCUUUUGCUCAAUAAUAAUACUACUGAAUUGAAAAUUCAGAAAAUUUUUAGAGAACAAAA